Messenger RNA from Iphiclides podalirius (scarce swallowtail), 408 nucleotides. The record is from the annotation of a GenBank genome assembly. Lineage: Eukaryota; Metazoa; Arthropoda; Insecta; Lepidoptera; Papilionidae.
AUGGGGAGAGGCUUCGAUUGCACGGCGGUCGUGCAUUCGGCUGUUCCCGUGCACCCUCGUGCGUUUCCGCCGUUCCCGAACGCAUCCCGGCUUGCCAUCCGGUUACCAGGUCAUUGGGGCACCGCACACGCGCCUGGCUUGUGUCCCAUCGGAAUAGCGAGACGUGGAGAUGUGCACCUUAUUACGCGCGCUCUCGAGAGCUUCCUGUUCCGGAUAGCAGGGCGGUCGCCUCUUGGACGGCGCCCAGCCAGAUGCACUGCGAUCGAAACGUUGCGUCACGAUCCGUUAUCGAACCGCUCGGUCACAACAAUAUCAGCUCUUCGGGCACAGACGGCGUCAGAAAUAGAAGAAGAUCGAAGUGUGUCGCCGAGCGGCGCUCCCACCAUCCUAGUGUGUUCGGAUGAAUCA